Messenger RNA from Microthlaspi erraticum, 1209 nucleotides. Lineage: Eukaryota; Viridiplantae; Streptophyta; Magnoliopsida; Brassicales; Brassicaceae. The record is from the annotation of a GenBank genome assembly.
AUGUCUCUGCCCCUCUGUUUUCUCUUGGCAAUCUUAUUUGUCUUCCUCACCACCGCAAAAACGCGGAGGAGCUCCGGCCGAGGGUCACUUCCGCCUGGUCCACCAAGACUGCCUUUGGUCGGAAACAUAUUCCAGCUCGGCUUUAAUCCUCACCGUUCAGUUGCUGCCUUUUCGAAAACGUACGGACCUAUAAUGAGUUUGAAGCUUGGAAAGUUAACCGCUGUGGUUAUAUCUUCACCAGAAACAGCAAAAGAGGCACUUAAAACACACGAACAUGCCUUGUCCGCUCGGACCUAUAACGACCCGCUUAGAGCCUUUGAUCACCACAAACAUUCCAUUGUCUGGAUUCCUCCGUCGGAUCAUUGGAGAUUCUUGAGGAAAACAUUAACGAAAACUUUGUUGUCGCCGCAAAACCUAGACGCUAUUCAAUUUCUAAGGAUGAGAAAGGUGGAGGAACUUGUGAGCGUAGUAAACCAAUUUUGCGAGAGAGGAGAAGCUAUUGACAUGGCUCGUGCUCUCUUCGUCACAUCUUUCAAUAUCAUCUCAAACGCUCUGCUUUCCGUAGAUUUGGCCACGUAUGAAUCUAACUCGUCGUCUUACGAAUUCUAUGACGCGGUGGUUUACCUGAUGGAGAUCUCUGGGAAACCCAACGCAGGAGACUUUUUCCCGUUUCUGAGGUUUCUUGAUUUGCAAGGAAGCAGAAAAGAAGCGACGCUCUGCAUUGAGAGAUUAUUUAGGGUUUUCCAAGAAUUUAUUGAUGCAAGGAUGGACAAAAGAGUGACUCAGAAAGAGACAGAGCCUAACGAGGCUUCGACUAUCGAUAUAUUAGAUUCUCUCCUGGAUCUUACACAACAAAACGAAACAGAGUUCACCAUGAAUGAUAUCAAACACAUGCUUCUCGAUUUGUUUGUUGCGGGGACAGAUACAGUCUCUAGUUCAAUGGAGUGGGCAAUGUCGGAGUUAAUUCGUAAACCGGAGAAGAUGGUCAAAGCUCAGAGUGAGAUACGGCAAGUGAUAGGUGAAAACGGUGUCGUUCAAGAAUCUGAUAUCCCGAAGCUGCCUUACUUGGAAGCAAUUGUGAAAGAGACUCUUCGUUUGCAUCCUGCAGCUCCUUUGAUCCCAAGAAAAUCAGAAUCUGAUGUCCAAAUCCUCGGCUUCCUCGUCCCUAAGAACGCCCAGGUUUAUUUCCCUUUUCCCCCCUCUAAGUAG